AUGGAGAGACUGAAUCACCCCUCGAGUUCCCCUUCCCCCACCCACAGCGGGAGUGCCCUGGUGGAGGUGGGGACGCACGUCUUCUUGGGGGACGGGGAAAGAGUGUGGGGCUGGAGUGAUUCAUUUCAGACUUCUGUAGCUCAGGGGAUGGGCUUCGUGGGGAUCCUCAGGCAAGGAGUGGUGAAUGGGAAAGGUGGACGAUGCCAAGUAAACACGAGGCAGGAGACAGGGCAAAUGACUGCCAGCCCCUCAGGGUCUCUCAGGACCUCUGACUGGGUCAUUUUGAAUUGCUCCUUCAGCUGGCCUGAUCACCCAACUUCUGUGCACUGGUUCCCGGGCCAGGGCCAAGUCCCUGUCCAGGAGUCCCCCCAUCACCACUUGACCAAUAACUUCCUCUUCCCAUCUGAAGUCAGCCCCUCAGACUCUGGGCCCUGGGGCUGUGUCCUCACCUACAGAGAUGGCUUCAAUGUCUCCAUCAUGUACAACCUCACUGUUCUGGGUCUGGAGUCCCCAACCCCACUGACAGUGUGCACUGCAGUAGGUUCCAGGGUGGAGCUGCCCUGUCACCUGCCUCCUGGUGUAGGGACCUGUUGCUUUGCGGACCCAUCUUCCCUCACUGCCAAGUGGACCCCUCCUGGGGUAGGCCCUAACUUCCUCGUGUCCAGAGACAAUGGCAACUUUAUCUUUCAACUAGAGGCUGUAAGCCAGGCCCAGGCUAGGACCUAUACCUGCCACAUCCAUCUGCAGGGGCAACAGCUCAGUGCCACUGUCACUUUGGCAGUCAUCACAGGUGCCCAAUGCUCUGGGAGAGCACCAGGUACCUGCAAAGCAGGCCAUCUCCCUGCCGUUCUCAUCCUUGCUAUUGUCUCACUGCUCCUUUUGGUGACUGGAGCCUUUGGCUUUCACCUUUGGAGAAGACGGUGGUGACCAAUUAGAUUUUCUGCCUUAGAGCAUAGGGUUUACCCUCCUCAGGCUCAGAGCAAGCUAGAGGAGCUGGAGCAAGAAUCAGCACUGGACCCGGAGCUGGAGGAGCUAGAGCUGGAGGAGCCUGAGCCAGAGCAGGAGCUGGAGCUGGGGCCGGAGGAGCAGAAGCCAGAAAAGCUCUGA
This is a messenger RNA of Cynocephalus volans (Philippine flying lemur), 1107 nucleotides long. RefSeq names its product lymphocyte activation gene 3 protein-like. The record is from RefSeq and is a predicted model, not a curated record. The transcript has 6 exons. Lineage: Eukaryota; Metazoa; Chordata; Mammalia; Dermoptera; Cynocephalidae. Gene Ontology annotation, molecular function: MHC class II protein binding; transmembrane signaling receptor activity.